Lactuca virosa is the source of this 576-nucleotide messenger RNA. The record is from the annotation of a GenBank genome assembly. NCBI's taxonomy places the organism in Eukaryota, Viridiplantae, Streptophyta, Magnoliopsida, Asterales, Asteraceae.
AUGCUGGUGUUGGAUGGCUACGAUGUUGUUGAAACAAAAUAUCUUGGCGGCAUGCAAAUUAUUGUCAAGUUCAAGUCUGAAAAAGCGGAUGAAAUUUUCAAAGCAAACAAACGUUUAUGGCUCAAAUGGUUCAACAGGACUGAUUUCCUUGGAGAUAAGAGUGUUCGUUUUGAAAGGAUUACAUGGAUAAAAAUCACUAGUCUCCUGUUUCUUGCUUGGGACGAAUCAAACUUUGCUGCUAUUGCAAGGAACUUUGGAAAGGCGGAAGGGGAAGAGUCGCAGUUUCAUGCUGAGAAUCUCGAAACGGCGCAUGGGGAUAUGGGUGCAUGUGGUCUUGGUAUUUCGGCGGGGAUUAAUUCUAAAGAAAAGAUUAAUAGUGUUUGUGAAUCCCUAGGUGGUCCCACUGUUAUUGUUCCUGGAUCAAAUAAUCCCCACGAUGCAUGUCUCGGGAAUGAUGGAUCCUCUAAUGGUGGGCACGGUAUUCCCGAACACAUUUAUAGCCCAAUAUCAAACUUUAAUGCUAGCAACCUAGAGUUUGAGCCUGGUGACUCGGCUGUUAAGAGACAUCGCACCUAA